CGACUGCAGCAGCGCGAGACAUCGCCGGGGUGGCAGCAGAAACAAGCCGCGGCGGGGUGGUCUCUGUCCUCCUGUCUUCUGCGGCGCCGCCCCUCCCGGUUCCGGAACUCCAAUUGGGGGAAGGAGCGCGUGCCUACUGCAGCCGCUGCUUGCCUGCUGUCCGCUCGCUCGGGUGCGCGGGUGCCGGCGCGCUCCUCCUUCUUCUCCCCCAAGACUAGCCCCGCACGCGGACGGACUGCUGCUUGCCUGCGCCCAUCUCGCGCUUGGGUUUCCACUCCUCUCGCGCGCGCCCUGGCACGCCGAGCCCGCUUUGAAUCCGCUGCUUUUCGUAGGAUUGCUGUGUGGGGCGGUUGGUGCUGGUGCUGCAGUCGUCUUUCGGCGCCCCCUCCCCCACUAAGCCUCCCAAGUUUCCCCGUUCUCGAGCUUCCUUUUCUCUCCUGGCAAGAUUUCUUCAGCCUCACCAAGUCCUCCUUUUCUCCUCAUCAUUAUUUGUCAUCACCACCACCACCAUCAUCAUCACCACCACCACCACCACCACCUCUCUCUCUCUCUCUCUCUGGAAGCUCCUUUGAACGCCUCCUGGUACUCCCAAGGUAGGCUUCUCACCCUUCCCCCUUCCCCUCUUAUCUCCAUCCAUGGAAAAACUCAAAAAUGAGUGGCUUUGUGUGUUGAUCUGCACAGAAACGGGGAAAAGAUGUUAGCCUCUGUUUCCGCCAGUCUCGACGUGGAUGUGCAUGUGCAUAAAGAGGAUUCACUGAACCUUUCCUCACCCCUCAGCUAAUACGAGCCUCCUGUUUUGAGUAGAUCCUUUUUAAAAAAGAUUCUGCAACUUUGUGCUGCGCUGUGACUGUUGUUAUUUAUGAACUGCAUAUCUCGUCUUCAUGAACGUGACAGCCUUUAGGGUUUGUAAAACAGCUGCUCUCAAGAGGAAGAAAAUACCCUACAUAAUGCAGUGGCUUCUCAUUUUCUUGAUAUGCUUUUCUGCAAGAUCAGCACUGGCUGACCCCAAUGAAGAUGAAGCAAAAAAUAACAUUACCAUCUUCACAAGAAUUCUAGACAGACUUCUGGAUGGUUAUGAUAAUCGUCUAAGACCUGGACUGGGAGAUAGUACAACUGAAGUUUUUACAAAUAUCUAUGUGACCAGUUUUGGACCAGUUUCAGAUACUGACAUGGAGUACACAAUAGAUGUUUUCUUCCGCCAAAAAUGGAAAGAUGAAAGGCUAAAAUUCAAGGGUCCCAUGAACAUUCUCCGACUGAAUAAUUUAAUGGCCAGCAAAAUCUGGACUCCAGAUACAUUCUUUCAUAAUGGAAAGAAGUCAAUAGCUCACAACAUGACUAUGCCAAACAAGCUACUACGAAUCCAGGAUGAUGGUACUCUUUUAUAUACUAUGAGGCUUACAGUCCAGGCUGAAUGUCCAAUGCACUUAGAAGAUUUUCCUAUGGAUGCUCAUUCAUGCCCAUUGAAAUUUGGCAGCUAUGCAUAUACUACAGCAGAAGUAACCUACAAGUGGACGCUCAAUGCAUCAGAUUCUGUAGAAGUAGCUCCAGAUGGUUCAAGGUUGAAUCAGUAUGAUCUCUUAGGCCAAACAAUUGGACAGGAAACUGCCAAAUCCAGUACAGGUGAAUACACAGUGAUGACAGCUCAUUUUCAUUUGAAGAGGAAAAUUGGUUAUUUUGUGAUUCAGACCUAUCUUCCCUGCAUCAUGACAGUCAUUCUGUCUCAGGUGUCAUUCUGGUUGAACAGAGAAUCUGUUCCUGCAAGGACAGUUUUUGGAAGAGACCUGGUAGGGGGGGCCGCAUGUCGAGUGUCAGCCAUUCCCUCGACACAUGAUCCCAGGGACUGUGACAAGCCAGAAGAACAGAGACACGGAGUAACAACAGUGCUAACAAUGACAACGUUAAGCAUCAGUGCUCGUAAUUCCCUGCCCAAAGUAGCUUAUGCCACAGCUAUGGAUUGGUUUAUUGCGGUUUGUUAUGCAUUUGUGUUCUCUGCCUUGAUAGAAUUUGCCACUGUAAAUUACUUCACAAAAAGAGGAUGGGCAUGGGAUGGAAAAAGCAUAGUCAAUGAUAAGAAAAAAGAAAAGGCCUCAGUCAUUAAGAAAAACAAUGCCUACGCAGUGGCUGUUGCCAAUUAUGGACCAAACAUCACCAAGGAUUCUGUUCUCCCCACCAUCUCCAAGAGUGCUACCACUACUUCAGAACCCCACAAAGUCAAACCAGAAACCAAACCACAAGAAGCAAAGAAAACUUUUAACAGUGUUAGCAAAAUUGACAGAAUGUCUAGAAUAGUAUUUCCAGUUUUAUUUGGCACAUUCAACUUGGUGUAUUGGGCCACAUAUCUAAACAGGGAACCUGUCUUGCAUGGGUUUGCACCCUCACACUAAAACCUUAACUUUAUGCUGAGGGCAUGUAACAUCAUUAUGAUCAAAUUGUUUUCCUAUGUACAGUAUGACUAAUAACUGCUAAUCAAUGAACUAAUAUGUACAGGAUGUAUAUAGAUGUCAUGUUUGUUUAUCUCCAAAGGAGGUGCACAGAGUUUAGUCAUGGGAUCUGUAAGCAUCUCUCUGUACAGGAGAUGGCUCUCGUAUCUAUGUGAGUUCUCCUAAAUUUGGAUUUAACUAUGCUUAAUUAUAUCCAUACAACUCAUAUACUGUAUGGUCCUACAUAAUUACAUAACUAGUAAUGCUAUUUUUUUAAUUUAAAGUUUAAGAUAUUUUUCUAUGAGACAACUGAUUCUACUUAAUGCAAAGAAGCUAUCAUUUAAAAAGAGAAGGAUUUUUUUAAAAAAGAGUAAUCUUAAUAAUUUCUUACAGUAUCAGUGCCCGUGUAAAUAUUAUAGAUAUGUGGUGACCAUAAGUACUCUCUUGUUAGCAAUCAUUAAGAACGCAAGUUAUGCAUAAAAGAUUCAGAAUGACAGGGAUAAUAAUUUCCUUUAAUCAAGUUUUGAAGUUGCUAAUUAUCGGCUUAUCCUAUGGUGUGACCAGUGGUCUGUUGAUAAACAAAAGGGUUGCACUUGGAGAUUCCUUCCAACAAAUACAAGGAAAUAAUUGAAUCCAUACCCAUUGCAGAAGAUGUUGACAACAUGCAGAAACACAAUGAGAUAUAAAACUAAACAACUAAGCAUGUUAUGUUGGUUCCUGGUUAGUUAUAUUAAGUCAGUAAUUAGUUAUUUCCCUUCUUCUGUCUCCAGUGCAUUCUGGAUCAAGUGACUUCUACUGAAUCAUGAUUUAAAAGCUGAAAUAGGCAAUUGUGCAGAAGUUCAAAGAGAAGCAAUAUUGAUAAGACAACCUCCAUAUAUUCAAGUCACUAUUUUUGUAGAUGUCAACAUCUACAUCUUUUUGUUGCUCUUUUGGUUCUGAGAUAUAUAGUUUAUUACAGACGAGAUAUUUUUAUACCAACUGGGACAUCAAAGUUGGAAACCUAUGUUUUAAGUUGGCAGAAGCUUAAACAGGAUAGAAUUUAAGCGGAGAAUUUAACCCAGCAGGAACACCUGUUUCUUCCCAGAGAGAUAUACUUGCUAUUAGAAAUAGAAAAAGCUAUUGAAAAGCUAUUGAAAGCUAUGCAGAUAGCUUCCGGCAUCACUGCUGAAAUGCAUGGAUAUUUUUGAACAUUAACAUGAAGAUUUACUGUUUCUUGGAAAGAGGUUCCUUGUCUGAUAAAUUUAAUGAUUUAACUUCCAAACAAAACUUCUCUCUUCCUAUCCUGUCCUGUCUUGUCCUGCAAAAUUACUUUUUCUCUCUUUUCAUCCAAUUUUUUUCUGUUCCCUUCAUUCCAUUUCUAUCCCUUUUCAUUUUAUUCUUAUGGCUUCAUGAAGGAGAGAGAGAGGAAUAUGCAUGUAUGUGGGUGUCUGUACCUACAUAUUUCUCUCUAUAAAAAAGUUUAGAGUUUGAACAUGGUUGAUAUGUGCUGAUGGGAGUUCAUAUCAAUAAAGUUGGUACUUAAUUUUAUAGGAAAUUGGUAAGUAUUACUUCAGUUUUUUUUAAAUUUUAACCUGUCUGUACACUUUUUGGGAUGGGAGUAUUCCAACACACACACAUACACACACAUAUAUAUUAAGUGUUUUUCUAUCGAGACACCUUAAUCUCUCCCCUGGCUCAAGCUGAUGAAGGGAGGAGAACUUGUGGCUCAGAGGUUAAUACAACUGCCUAACAAGCAGGCAGCCCAAGUUCGAAUCCAAGUAAGGGUAUAAGUCUGUUAGUUAAAAUGCUUAAAAUCUUAAAAUCCUGGCUAAAAACCCAGCUCAAAAUCCUCUAAAAUCCUAACAAAACACUUUGUAAGGUCUUUUGUAUAUAUGUGUAUAUGUAUGUAUGUGUAUAUAUUUGUAUAUAUAUACAUGUGUAUACACACACACACACACACACACACACACACACACACACACAUAUUACCCUGUUUCUCCCAAAUAAGAUCUCCCCUUGAUAAUAAGUCCAAUCGGGCUUUUGAGCGCAUGGCAGUAAGGCCAAGCGCUUAUUUCAGGGUUCAAAAAAAGACAGGGUCUUAUUUUGGGGAAAACACAGUAUAUAUUGUACAAUCUGUGACCUAUUGGGUAAUCAUUUCAGAGAAACAGAAUACUCUGGGAAGCUCUGGGAGCAGGAACAACAUCCAGCUUCCUGCUUGCUUCCCCAUUAACUUUCAUUGUAAAAAGCUGGCAGGGAGAAAUGAUGAUUGCAUAACUGUGGCUGAUAAAUCAUAACUUUACCAAUUUUCAAUCUAACAGGGAUCCUGCAUUUUGGAUGCAUUAUUUAAGUUAGCUCAUUUGAGGUACAUUGAUUCAAAAUUGUUGCCCUGUGAUGCACCGCUUCACCCAAUUGAAGGUUACAAACAAUCAAACAGACACAAGAGUUUUAGCAGUAUAUAGAUAUACACACAAACAGGAGAAACUGGCAUUGUAUGGUAUUUUGGUCUGGAUUUAUAAUAUACUGUAUUUUUCUAACUACCCUACAUUUGGGGGAAAUUCAUAUUUGAGGUAAAUAUGAUCCUUCAAAUAAGCCAUUCACUAUUAAGGAUAUAGUAGUAGCAGUAAGGUAAGGUCAAUUUUCAUUUUAUUAUUUGAAAUGACUAGAAAAAAUAUUUGUUUUCAAUUAUUAUAUUUCUGAAUUUUUGAAAUGAGCAGCCUUAGGAAUCCUUUGCAUUGAUUGCUGUGCAUAUGACAAUUUGCCACUAAUAGUAUCAAGUGACUUCACUAAUAAGCCUAAAACUGAAUCCAAAGGUUGGUACCAAAGGAUGGAUACAAAUGUUCACUUCCAUAUGAUGAAGUUAUCUUUUGCUCAUGGAAAAGCUGUUCUCAGUCUCUAGAGUAUUGCAUGAGAAAUGUGCAAUUCAAUCCAAAGAUGUUCUUCCAUUUAUGGAACCUCCUUCUGCAUGAUCUUGCUCAAGCAGAAGCAUAAAAGCUACCAUCACAUUAGUAAGUGCUUGAACAAGCAGUUUGUAGAUCAGCCUAAAUAAUCAUUUUCUUUCUGUAUACUUGUUCCUUGGAGUCUGUUCAAAACCAUGUUUUGUAGCCAUGGUUUGAUAUAUGUAAUAUUAACCCAUUCAACUAUCCAAUAAUGAAAAAACUUCUGACACUUUUUUUAGUUUACUAUAAGAAGUUCUAGAAACUAGAUAGAAAAAGACUCUUGAUCAGUCAAUCGGGCAUAAUCUCAUGGAUAAUUUGCUUGUCUUAAUACCAUGAGAAGCAACAUUUUACAUUUUUACAUAUAGGUAUAUGACUUUAUCUAGAAGUAAACUACAUGUAGUAGACAAGGCAACUUUGAAUAUAAAAUCCACCUUGUGAAUUUCCAUUUCAAAAUGGAAAAUGGAACUUUCAAAAGAAAUGCUAAGUACCUAGAAUAUACAAUACCUUCGGAUACUGUUCAUGGAAUUAAAUACAUUGGUAACAUAAGAUUUUUGUGCAUUCUUUUCCAAAGUAAAGUUUCCAUUAAUUCCACUCUAAAAGCCUUCCUUCAUACUAUUUGUUUUUCAAUGUUGGUUCCAUAAUGGUAGUUCAAUUAAUUCAUUUAUCAUAAAUUAUUGUUGCUGCUUUUGUAAAGUACAAUUUAUCUUUUCCUGGCAUAAAUGUAAGACAACUUUUUUAAAAAAUAGUUUUUCUAUGAAGUGGAUUAUUUUUUUGUUUUUGUUUAUAAAGAAAAAAAUCUUUAAUGCUUCAUAAAUACUUAAAAACUUAUGAAAACAAAACUAAAGCCUGUAUUUACAAUUUUUGUAUUAUAUUUAAUAUGAUCCAUUAAUUUCAUUCUGAAACUUAUCCCCAAAGCCCUUAUAAACAAUAUCAUCAUUGAUAAUUAUUUAUAGUUUUAAAUUUUUCAAUAGAUUUGGUCAAUCAAAAGUAUUUGAUUCACAUACUGGUACAUAUUAGCAGUUUAUGGUUGAUUUUUAAGAAAAAAAAUACAUCAGAAUCAUGGUGUCUUUAUAGUAGAACUGUGUAGUUGUCUAGUGUUAUUUAUUGCAGUUUUGUACAGUACUUGAACAUAGUGCAUAAACUAGAUAUUGCAAAGUUUAACAAUACUGUAUAUUGUAAAUAUAAAGCAAAUUUAAAAUUAAUGUGUGGAAACUCAUGUAUAUAUGUGUUUGUAUGUAUGAGGUUAGAAUGCAGUGUUUUGGCUGAUUCUGCCCACUGCCAGGAAUUCGAUCCUGACCAGCUCAUGGUUGACUCAGCUUUCCAUCCUUCCAAGAUCUGUAAAAUGUGGACCCAGAUUGUUGGGGGCAUUUUACCUCAUUUACCUACCUCGGAAGGAUGGAAGGCUGAGUCAACCUUGAGCCUGGUGAGAAUUGAACUCGCAGUAAUUGUAGGCAGCUGGCAGCUAAAUACUACUUUAACAGUAGUUUAGUCCACUGCACCACAGUGGAUGGUGGUUUGUCCCUAGGAACAAACAUAAACAUAACAUUACCCUAAACUAAAGGCAUUUCAUGUAAUAGGAAAAAGUGUAAAGGAUGGAACCAUAUUGCCCCAUAAUGUAUUUAUCCCCUUUAAUAAAUUAUCCUUUCUUAAUUAACAGUAGCUGAAAACAUAGUUUAUUUCAAACAUUAUUAUAGAAUAAGAAAAUCCUUAUUUUUAUAUCUGUUCAUAUAUAAUGUAGAUCUAUAUUACUCAGAAACGAGUGCAACAGUGUUGUGAAGGUGAGCAAUAAAAAGUUCUUCAUGGUAUAGUUAUACAUAUUUUAAAAUGUUUUAUUUGUAAAUUAGCAAUUGGCUCUCCAGUGCUAUGCUAUCCAGGUACAAAUACAUGUAUAAGUAUGUAUAUAUGUAAAUCAAAUGUAAAUACCACAAUGUAGACAGUUUUUAAUUUUUUUGUUUUUGGACAAAGGGCUGCAACAACAUAAUUCUAAGGCAAAGCCCUAGUCAUUGAUCUGAAUUCUUCUCUUCAAAUGUCACAAAUGUUUCAAAUGUUACAUCUGGGGUUAAUUCUCAAUCUGUGUUGUUCUUGGAAACCUGCAAAAAAAAUGCUAGUAGUAGGAAAGGUAAAAUAACCACUCUUUAUUAUCAGUGAUAUCCUUCUCUUUGGUGCUCCAGCAUUAAUUUUUUGUUAAUUUUUUGAGGCGUUCUGAGUGUGAUGAAGUGUGAACCAAUGUUUUCAAAAGACCCAAUACAGUCUGAUUCAUCUGUUGCUUUGUCCUCACUGUCACUGUACAUGAAACCCAGUAGUGAAUCACAGGUCAUAAGAUCUUCCAAGUAUGUAAUAUUUAAGUGUUCACAACUAGUCAAGGCUCUUCUGUCUCAAACUGCUCUGUGUUUUUAUCUCUCAUUAAUUUCAUAGGAGAUGACAGUUCAUAGCACUGCACAAGAUUUGGUCUUUAGAGAAGGAGAAUGUGUUUUAUAACCUAAAUAUUUUCUUAAAAUUUGAUGUGAUAUCAGAGACUUUUGUUCCUUCCAACAAUAGCUGAUCAGAAGUUUGCUUCUCAGAAAUUAGGAAAGAGGGGAUCUUAGAUACAAUUGAUUUAUGCAGUAGAUUUUCUUUGUGCUGUCUAGAUUGAUAUAUCAGGGCUGGAAUUUGUAAUUUUUCAGGCAGCAGGUAGGAUAUAACUGAACAAUAUUUGUCUAGAUGAAAUUCUUUUUAAACUUUGUGGAACCUAGUAUCAAAUAAUCAUGCAUAUUAGUGAGCUUGCAAUAAACUUUACACAUACUGUUAUUACAAUUCCAUGCAACAAUAAUGUAAUUGCUCUUUGCUUUUAACAAAA
Pantherophis guttatus is the source of this 8171-nucleotide messenger RNA. RefSeq names its product gamma-aminobutyric acid type A receptor subunit alpha2 (gene GABRA2). Gene Ontology annotation, biological process: gamma-aminobutyric acid signaling pathway; monoatomic ion transmembrane transport; chloride transport. The record is from RefSeq and is a predicted model, not a curated record. Lineage: Eukaryota; Metazoa; Chordata; Lepidosauria; Squamata; Colubridae. Gene Ontology annotation, cellular component: membrane. Gene Ontology annotation, molecular function: extracellular ligand-gated monoatomic ion channel activity; GABA-A receptor activity.